AUGCGAUGUGUGGCUCAUCUCGAGCCUGAGAGUGAAAAAUUAACCGACGGAUAUGUCGCCUCCAACGACCUACUCAGACGACAGGAGCUCAGUAGAGCUGAAGAACUUCCUCCAAGGCUAGAUGCGUUUGAACUGUUCUUGUACAAUAUGGGCUAUUGGACAAAUCGAGGCCGAACAUCUCGUGAUCCACUUGGCUGUCGCAAGAACCCGGAGGACACUGUUCACCGAGGACGAAGGCUUUCUGGCAACAAAGCAGAGCCAUGUUUUGAAGACAACGACUUGAUGACCAGCUUCAAUACCAAACCAGUCAGCAAUCCUGGCCAUUCACUUUUCAUUCCUGCUCACCAUCCCUCUGAACUGAGAUCGAGAGAACUUCGCCGCUAUCAAGAAGCUGUCUAUCAGCGCCUUCUUAUAUUACUCAACAAUUUCAGAAUGAAUCGCCGUACAAAGAACUGGAACGCCCAAGGAAACUUGCGAACGCAUGAUCUUAUCGGGGAUUGGUACAAUGACGAGAAAGAGGUCGAAAGUUCACAAUCUGCCCUGGACACGACGCUGUAG
Haemonchus placei is the source of this 558-nucleotide messenger RNA. NCBI's taxonomy places the organism in Eukaryota, Metazoa, Nematoda, Chromadorea, Rhabditida, Trichostrongylidae. The record is from the annotation of a GenBank genome assembly.